AUGUCUACUAAUCUAACAAACAACACCAUCAUUAUGCAGAGUGAAGAUACGGUGGAAAAAGCAGCAUCUGUUGUUCUGGAAUUUAGUUUGGAUGUUGAGGAGAUUACUACUGAGGAGAAUAAUAGUGGUGCAUUAAGUGGAUGGAGGGUGGAGAAAGAUGAAGUUUUAGUUGAAUAUGUUACAUAUAAGCUACAACGUAUGCAUAUCUAUGAUGAAAAAAAGAAAAGAGAAAAUGAACUUGUUUUAUACAGAGGUAGUGAUGCCAUUGUUCCAUUUGAGGCUAUAAAGAAAAGAAUUCAACGCCUUAAAGUUGACCUGGAUCCAGAAACAGACAGGCUUUGGAGGGUACUAAUAGGGAAGGAAGGGAGUGAGGGUGGUGGUGGUGAUGGUGGUGGUGAGAAUCUAGAAAAAGAUAAAGAAAAAUGGUGGGAAAAUGAAAGAAGAGUGUUUCAUGGAUGUGCUGAUUCAUUAAUUGCGCGUAUGCAUCUUGUUUAA
Molecule: messenger RNA, 495 nt
Organism: Lactuca saligna
Lineage: Eukaryota; Viridiplantae; Streptophyta; Magnoliopsida; Asterales; Asteraceae
Source: the annotation of a GenBank genome assembly